Molecule: messenger RNA, 518 nt
Organism: Sturnus vulgaris (Common starling)
Lineage: Eukaryota; Metazoa; Chordata; Aves; Passeriformes; Sturnidae
Gene: IFITM5
Product: interferon induced transmembrane protein 5
Biological process (GO): bone mineralization; bone morphogenesis
Cellular component (GO): plasma membrane
Source: RefSeq, a predicted model, not a curated record
AUGGACACCUCGUACCCACGGGAGGAGCGGCCGCCCCCCAAGCGGGGGCCGCCCCCCGCGCCCCGCGACCACCUCGUCUGGGCCAUCUUCAACACCCUCUACAUGAACUUCUGCUGCCUGGGCUUCGUGGCGCUCGCCUUCGCCAUCAAGGCUCGGGACCGGAAAGUGUCCGGGGAUGUGGAAGCUGCUCGGCACUUCAGCUCCAAGGCGCGGUGCUACAACGCCCUGGCCACGGCAGGCAGCGUGCUGCUGCCUCUCCUGCUCGGUGCCCUCAUUGUCACCGGUGUCAUCCACCUCUCCAAGCUGGCCCAGGAAUCCGUCGGCUUCUUCACCUACCAGUUCAGCGGGAGCGACGAUGAGGACCAGUGACCCUGGGAGAAGGGCUGGUGGAACCUCCUCUGCAUCGCUGGUGGCCCCCAAAAAGGCCACCACCCCUCUCUGCCACCCUGCUCCCCGCCCUGCUGUGAAGGCACAGUUAUUUUUGUUUAUCCUGUGGGGUUUUUUACCUCCCAUUAUCC